Messenger RNA from Truncatella angustata, 1959 nucleotides. Its product is annotated as heterokaryon incompatibility protein-domain-containing protein. The coding region runs from base 1 to 1959 and encodes 652 amino acids. The record is from RefSeq and is a predicted model, not a curated record. Lineage: Eukaryota; Fungi; Ascomycota; Sordariomycetes; Amphisphaeriales; Sporocadaceae. The transcript is spliced from 3 exons.
AUGACCGCUCAACAAUAUACAGAAGAAGAUGGAGACCUCCCUCCGCUGUAUGAGCCAUUGGCAAAACAGCAGCGUCAAAUCAGAUUACUUUUUCUAAGAGCAACGAAUUCGGAGCAGGAAGACGAACCCAUCACGAGUUUACUUGUUCCACUAUCGCUUGACGAAGUCAAAACACGAUAUGCGGCUUUGUCACAUGUAUGGGGUCUCCCGGAUUCUUCGCAGAGUAUUAUCGUCAACGGGAGACUCUUCCCGGUUUCCACAAACUUGCUGGAAUUCCUCAAAUCACAUCGACGCCGCUGUCGGAACACAUCUGAAGUACGAAUGCUCCCACUGUGGAUCGAUAGCAUAUGUGUAAACCAAAUGGAUAUCGCAGAACGCAACAGCCAAGCCAUGCUCAUGAAGCCGAUUUAUCAAAAUGCGGGCAUGGUAGUGUCAUGGCUGGGUACGUCGUUUCCCUUGAGCGAUUGGGUAUUCGAAGUCAUGAAGCAAUUCAAGGAGCAAAUAGACAUGACCCGUAAUCCCAAGACGUCGAAAGUUAUAGACGCUAGCUGGCUUAGGUUGUUCCCGCAGGCGUGUAAGGAGGACUCUCCGGCCUCCGGACCUCUGAGAAACGUGGUAUGGGACUCAAUCAGGGAGCUCUGUGCGCAUCCAUAUUGGAAGAGGAUCUGGAUUGUUCAGGAAAUAGUACUCGCAAGCACAGUCAUGUUGUGCUGCGGAGAUGACCUGAUCGAUCUUGAGGAUGUUAUUCAAGUGGUCCGGUGGUUGACCAGACUAGAUCCAUCAUUGAACAAGCCCGAUAACAUGGAACCCGCUAUCUGGAAAAUGCUCAGCUCGAGGCAGUACUCUGAAGCAGUCAUGGGCUUGCAGUCUGUUCUCCAUAUUUGGGCCAUUCGGGAGCGCAAAAAUACGCAGGGAUGGGCUCUAACGAACUCAUUACGAAACCACGAAUCAACUGACCCGCGAGAUAAGCUAUAUGGUUGUCUUGGUAUCACAGGGUUGAAUAUAGCACCCGACUAUUCUAAAAGUGUUAAGGAUGUUUAUAUUGAAGCUGCUUCUGCUCUUAUGCAGGAGAGUUUCGAGUCGCUUUUAUUGCUUUCUAUACGCGAGGGAAAAAAGGAUUCGACGCGCGAACCACUUGAUAUACCCUCUUGGGCACCGAAUUGGGCAAAGAGUGCCCCUGGAACUUAUUCGGCCAACCACUCGUUCAUGGCAUCAAAGGGCUGUCCAACAAAUUCAGAACCGGUAAUCUUGAAUUACAGCCUGCAUUGCACUGGUGUUCUCUGCGAGGAGGUGGUGGCAGUGGAGUCUGUGUUGACACCUGAACAGUGUCUGAAGUUUUGCUGCAAUCAUAUCGCCACACGAGAGACAGAUAAAUACCCAACUGGCAUUCCGCAUCUCCGCGCGCUUUUCCAGGUAUUACUAUCUGACUGGGAUACCAUGGUUAAUUGUCGUUCGGAGCCAGAAAGUAUGAUGUAUCAAGUUAUCGCAUGUGGCCUUUUGCACCUUUUUCUCGAUUACGAAGUCCGAUACAGAUCGAAAAACGGAACACCACAAAUCAACAACCCGUUACCCACACUUGGGCUUGACACUAGUCACUCAGAUUUAUCCACAGCUUUUUGGAAUAAGAUCGUCGGAACAAGCAGAGAACCGGGCAACUGCAUUAUUACUGGCUCGCGGGAACAGCAAACUGCGGCGAUGAAUGCGAUCGGAGAAAGGUUAGCGACCACGAUUCUGACAGCUCUACGAAAUUCUCUCACUCACCGCAUAGGCCCCGAAAGUGUACAGCCUGGGGAUCAAGUAUUUGUGAUGUUUGGUUGCAACCUUCCGAUACUCCUGCGACCAAAGGACAUGAAUUAUACCCAUAUUGGUCCGUCUUAUGUGGUGGGAUUUAUGGAGGGUGAAGCUAUGUUAGCUAUCAAAGACGGGACCAAGGUGGCGCAAAAGUUAGAAAUACGUUAG